GCUGGCUGCCCUGAGCCGGACUGGGACAAGCCCAAGCCCAGCUGUGAGUUCACCUCCUGGUCCAUGUGGACGGACUGUUCCGCCACCUGCGGUGGCCAGAAGCACCGGACCAGGACCAUCAAGGGCGAAGGUCUCUGCGUCCUGGGCGGCCAAGCAAGUCGUGUAG
Messenger RNA from Symbiodinium natans, 166 nucleotides. The record is from the annotation of a GenBank genome assembly. NCBI's taxonomy places the organism in Eukaryota, Dinophyceae, Suessiales, Symbiodiniaceae.